CUCUCUCUCUCUCUCUCUCUCUCUCUAGGGGGCGUGUCCAUUAUGACUUGUGUUAUUUCGUAGCGAGACGCUUGUGAAACACCUUUCUGCUCACAACAGCCUUUCCGUCUUCUCUCAAGAUGCAGAAGUGGGUGGUGAUCUACUCGGCUCUCCUGGCUCUGGUUGGUGCUGAUGAGUGUCCAGAUGGAGGGAGGUGUGAAUACGGUCAAACUUGCUGCAACGACCCGGCCAGCGGCUAUGAAUGCUGCCCGCUGGACCAGGCCGAGUGCUGUGAGGAUCACGUGCACUGCUGUCCUGCGGGAACGGUCUGCAACGCGGCCACGUCCAGCUGCUUGAACUCCACCGGGUCCGUCGCCUGGGCAGAGAGAGCGUCUGCCGAUCGGCCCGGGCUCUCCAAAUCCUUCAGGAUGAUCAAGGCGUACUUGGGGGAGGAGGACGAUAACGUGUGUCCGGAUCGGUCUCGAUGCCCAGCUGAGUUCUCCUGCCUGAGGGCCUUGACCAAAUAUGGCUGCUGUCCCUUAGCUCAGGGAGUCCCAUGCUCUGAUGGGAAACACUGCUGUCCUGAGGGCCACCAGUGCAGUGCAGACAGCCGCUCCUGCAUCAAAAAAGAGCUGGUGAGCACGAUCCUGUGCAGCGAUGGAGUGUCAGAGUGUCCAGAUGAAUCCACCUGCUGUGAAACCCCAGUAGGAACGUGGGCGUGCUGUCCCAUGCUAAAGGCCGUGUGCUGCGAGGAUAAGUCACACUGCUGUCCUGAAGGGACGGCAUGCGACGUCGAACACAACAAAUGCAUUUCCUCGUCUAACAAAAGAGAGACACCGAUGUGGGCCAAAUUCCCUGCCAGGAUGAGAGCAGACUGGGAGAACCAGAUCGGUGAACGAGUCACUGCAAAGGCAUCUGUUGACUUCCCCACCGUGAGUACAGUUCCUCCUGCAGAGAAGGACGACUCAUCCGUCACCCAGGCAGCUGCAGGCACCAAUGUCCCCUGUGAUGGUACAGCAGUGUGUGCAGACAACACCACAUGCUGUAAAAACGCAGCGGGCGGAUGGAGUUGCUGUCCUCUACCUGAGGCUGUCUGCUGUGUAGAUUUAGUUCACUGCUGCCCAAAAGGUAAGCGAUGUAACCUGGUGGUGCAGACCUGCGACGACGACAGAUACUCUGUGCCGUGGGUCAAGAAGGUACCCGCAAUCCCCAGGCAGGACGCACAGGUGGGGAACGUCACAUGCGACUCCACGCACUUUUGUCCUGAUGGUUCCACCUGCUGCAGGACUCUGACCAAAGACUGGGCCUGCUGUGGUCUACCUCAGACCGUCUGCUGCGACGACCACGAGCACUGCUGCCCGACCGGCACCACCUGCGACCUGGCCACGAUCACCUGUGGCGGGCCCUCGGGCUCCACGCCCAUGGUGCGGAAGAUGCCCGCGUUUUCCACGGCGGCACCGACGACGGCGGUCGCUCCGACCCAAAGUCAGGGGGGACCGAAGGAGGCAAAGAAAGCCCAGGAGACCUAUGAGGAGGAGAAUGAGGAAGAGGAGCGCAUUCAGUGUGACCCCCACACCAGCUGCCCUCAGUCCACCACCUGCUGCUACAUGAACUCGUCUCAUAAGUGGGGUUGUUGCCCGCUGCCACAGGCGGUGUGCUGCUCUGAUGGGGACCACUGCUGCCCCGUCAACUACCAUUGCAGCGUGAGGAAGACCACGUGCAUCAAAGGGGAAGUGGUGAUUCCCUGGUACACCAAGCUUCCAGCCCGCACCGGCGUCCAGGCUGAUCCCAGCUCUGUGAAGUGCGGAGGGGAGAGUCAAUGCCCCGAGCAGACCACCUGCUGCCGGCUGUUGUCGGGCGAGUGGGGCUGCUGCCCGAUAACAAAUGCCGUGUGCUGCCCAGAUAAGGAGCACUGCUGCCCACAUGGUUACACCUGCAACAUGGCCUCCAACUCCUGUCAGAAACUCAUCCUGCUGCAGCUGGAGGCCGUCGCGCUAACUCGGGUGUAUCUGCCCGAGCGUCAACCCGCGCUCGGUCCCUCAAUGCUCAGAGACAUCCAUUGUGAUGAGCUGAUCAUCUGUCCAGAUGGGAAUACCUGCUGCAGGACCUCCGCUAGUUCCUGGGGCUGCUGUCCGACUCCUAAUGCCGUGUGUUGCAGCGACAUGCAGCACUGCUGUCCCGCCGGCUACACCUGCUCCGAGACCGGGGGCUGCACCCAGAACACCGGGCUCCACUGGCACAAGUGGCACGUGUUCUUCACCAACAAAAAGAGAGCUCUGAUCGUGUGAAAAAACACCUUGAAAAAUGCCAUUCGAUUCUGCAUGAUGCACUAACUGGAAAUACUGGAAUUUUAUCAUAAUCGUUUUCGUGAAGGAGAAGCUGUUUAAUUGAAUUGUCACGAUUCAGGGCAUAAUUUUCUCGUAAUUUUAAAUCAUUUGAAAUAUAUGUGUAUUCACCUUCAGGUCAAUGCUACAGAUUUUUUUUAUAUAUAUUCGUGGCGUGUAGUGAGAUAUUAAUUUGAAGUGUUUUAGUUUUGUGCAUCUUGUCACUUUUGAAGAUUUCAAACACACCACGAUGCAAACAUAGAGAGAUAACACUGUGAAGGUCAUCUGCAUUAAACUAAUAAACAAGACGUGUUACAAUA
Molecule: messenger RNA, 2623 nt
Organism: Cyclopterus lumpus (lumpfish)
Lineage: Eukaryota; Metazoa; Chordata; Actinopteri; Perciformes; Cyclopteridae
Gene: grna
Product: granulin a
Exons: 14
Coding region: 120-2267 (715 amino acids)
Cellular component (GO): extracellular region
Source: RefSeq, a predicted model, not a curated record